GAGUCUUUAAGGCAACAGAAGCUGGAGAGGGAAGAGGAUGCUAGAAAAAUAGCGGAGAGAAUCGAAGAUGAACGCAGGCUACGUAGAGCUGAAAAAUACAACCGACAUCUGCAACAAAUCCGUGUGGAAAUUUUGUUGCCAAUUGUUGACUUUGCAACCAAAAUCGCCGAAUACCGUGAGAUGACUGGAAGAUUAAUUCCCCUUUCUCUGUUUCGACAAUGGCGAUUACUUCUGCUCAGCGGAAAGCCUCUAUUCCCUGAAUCACACACUGCUGAUCAGGAAAUUGAUACAGCUAGCGACACGGUGGCCCUGAGGAUGAACUCGACUGAAAUCGCGGAGGAUCGAGAAGCACUCCUCGAUGAGCAGGAUCUUCAAGAUUAUAUAUGGACUAUCGGUCCUUCGUCAUUUGAGACCGAUGCAUUUACUGCGGUGUCGCGUUAUCAGGUCCCUCUCUGA
Molecule: messenger RNA, 456 nt
Organism: Dibothriocephalus latus
Lineage: Eukaryota; Metazoa; Platyhelminthes; Cestoda; Diphyllobothriidea; Diphyllobothriidae
Source: the annotation of a GenBank genome assembly